This is a messenger RNA of Mustela erminea (ermine), 4971 nucleotides long. Its product is annotated as histone-lysine N-methyltransferase SETDB2-like. The transcript is spliced from 17 exons. The record is from RefSeq and is a predicted model, not a curated record. Gene Ontology annotation, molecular function: DNA binding; histone deacetylase binding; histone H3K9 methyltransferase activity. NCBI's taxonomy places the organism in Eukaryota, Metazoa, Chordata, Mammalia, Carnivora, Mustelidae. Gene Ontology annotation, biological process: negative regulation of gene expression; heterochromatin organization. Gene Ontology annotation, cellular component: nucleus. The coding region runs from base 300 to 2645 and encodes 781 amino acids.
UGAUUCCUAAGCAGCUGGGAACCUGAGGCUGUAAAAGGGGCUGCAGGAAAUGGACUGCAGUGUAAAAUCCAGAAGCAGAAUUGGAAGGUUUAACCACUGACCCAUUUCACAGGUACUAUAUAGCACAUUUUAUUUGCCAUUCUCUUUUUGAUGGACAUUCGUUGUUCCCAGUUUUUCAACUUAUAGACAAUGCUGCAGGUAAAUUCUGAAUGUCUCAUGCAUCCAUGGACCAAAAGAUGGAGUUGGUUUUUAUUUUUAAAAAUAGAUUAUCAGUGAUAUGAUAUGACUGUAAAUACUCGAUGAAGUUGCAUGGACUCAUCAUCAGGACUGCAAAUUUCAUAGAGACCAUAGUUGGAUUCCAGUUAUAUUCUUCAAUCAAAGUGAUUCAAUCCUUUGAUAAAGUUAAUUUUGAAGAGUUUUAUGUUUAUGAACGACGCCAAAAGAUGGGAGAAAAAAAUGGCAUCCAUCCAGAGUGUCAACAGGGAAGCAACACCUCUUCUGAGGCUGCAGUGGUGGCAGCAUCCCUAAUUAGCCAGAGAGUCCCUUUGGGUGAUGCAAAAACUUUCUGGAUGGAGCUGGAAGAUGAUGGAAAAGUGGAUUUCAUAUUUGAACAAGUGCAAAAUGUGCUGCAAUCACUGAAACAAAAGAUCAAAGAUGGGUCUGCCACAAAUAAAGAAUAUGUCCAAGCGAUGAUUCUCGUGAAUGAAGCAACCAUAAAUAACAGUUCAACAUUGAUAAAGGAUCAUACAUCUGUGACCCAGAAUGAACAGGAAAACAAAUCAGGUUCAUUGCCCUCUACAUCAUAUGAAGACUCCUUUCCAGAAGCCUGUACAUUUCUGUCCACAAAAAAUAAGGAAAUUCCUCCUUGGGCAAAUAAGGUUCCAUACAUCAGAGAAAAGAAAUCAUCUUUGAAUCUAUCUUACCGAAGUCAUGAUUGCUCUCGAACUUGUCUAAUGAAAGUACCACUAACCUUCAAGGGAGAAAACCCUCUGCAGCUACCAAUCAAAUGCCAUUUCCAAAGACGACAUGCAAAGACAAACUCUCAUUCUUCAGCACUGCAUGUGAGUUAUAAAACCCCUUGUGGAAGGAGUCUACGAAACGUCGAAGAAGUUUUCCGUUACCUGCUUGAGACAGAGUGUAACUUUUUGUUUACAGAUAACUUUUCUUUCAAUACCUAUGUUCAGUUGACUCGGAAUUACCCAAAACAAGAAGAAAUUGUUUCUGAUAUGGAUAUUAGCAAUGGAGUGGAAUCGGUACCCAUUUCCUUCUGUAAUGAGAUUGACAAUAGAAAGCUUCCACAGUUUAAGUACAGAAGGACUAUGUGGCCACGUGCAUAUUACCUAAACAGCUUUACCAACAUGCUUACUGAUUCGUGUGACUGUUCUGAGGGCUGCAUAGACAUAACAAAAUGUGCAUGUCUUCAACUGACCGCAAGGAAUGCCAGGACUUGCCCCUUGUCAAGUAAUAAAAUAACCACUGGAUAUAAAUAUAAAAGACUACAGAGACAAAUACCUACUGGCAUUUAUGAAUGCAGCCUGUUAUGCAAGUGUAAUCGGCGAAUGUGUCAAAACCGAGUUGUCCAGCAUGGACCUCAAGUGAGGCUACAGGUGUUCAAAACUGAGAAGAAGGGAUGGGGAGUACGCUGCCUAGAUGACAUUGACAGAGGGACAUUUGUUUGCAUUUAUUCAGGAAGAUUACUAAGCAGAUCUAACACUGAGAAACCUAAUGCUAUUGGUGAAAAUGGAAAAGAAGAGAAUAUUAUGAAAAAUAUGUUUUCAAAAAAGAGGAAAAUAGAAGCUGCAGAUUGUGAGGUUGAAGUUAUCCCAUUAGAACUGGAAACACACAAAAGUGCUGAGACUGAGGAGUAUCUGCCUACGUUCAGUAAUAAUUUAAAAGAGCCUGUUAUAGAAAUGAAAUGUAACAAUAUUUCAAGAAUUCAAUAUCAUUCAGUCAUUAGAAGUCCUAAAGUGAAGACAGUCAUUAUUCAACGCAAUGGGAAAAGGAUGGGAUUUGCUUCCUCAGAGUCUGUCAUCUCAGAAGAUAAUGAUGGAUUUAAACCAACCCAAGUACCUCUGAACUCCAAAGCCGAGGAAAUGAAAAAGGAUUCAAGCUCCUACCAAGUUAAAGACUUUGAAGACAAUCUGCUGAUUGAAUCAGAUGUGAUAGAUAUAACUAAAUGUAGAGAAGAGACUCCAUCAGGGGGCAGAUGUAACCAAGCAACCACAUUGGAUAAACUGAAUAUUACAAAGGAGCUCAAGGCUCAAAUGCAAAAGCCCCAAGAAGAAACUCCAGCAUAUCAAAAUCAUCAAGUCUUUUGUGAAAAAGAGUUCCCAAGUGAAACCAAAAAUAUUUCACCUGAUUCUCUAAAGAAGUUCAAUAAAGGGAACAUGUUUUUAUUGGAUGCCACAAAAGAAGGGAACGUGGGCCGCUUCCUUAACCAUAGUUGUUGCCCAAAUCUUUUGGUACAGAAUGUUUUUGUAGAAACACGUGACAGAAACUUUCCAUUGGUGGCAUUCUUCACCAACAGGUAUGUGAAAGCAAGAACAGAACUAACAUGGGAUUAUGGGUAUGAAGCUGGGACUAUGCCUGAGAAAGAAAUCCUCUGCCAAUGUGGGGUUAAUAAGUGUAGAAAGAAAAUAUUAUAAAUCUGUAGCUAAUGCCUGUUGAUGAGAUUAGCUUUUCGUGCUGCAAUUAGAGCCAUGUAAGAGAACCUUCAGUCAUCAGUGGAAUUAACUUAGAUUGUGAUCCAUCAAGAGAAUUCUUUUCAGUUUACACUUGUCAGGGAAUUCAUUUGUAUGACUUAGAAUGCUAGGAACAAAAUAAGGACAUUUUCAUACACGUAGGCUCUCUAUCCUUUCUGCUGUUCAACUUUACACGAGUGGGAUGGAAGUGUAUAUUUUAUAUAAAAUACCAUUAUACAGUUUGUAACUUAUUUGUAAAUUAUGUAUUAAGAGAAACAAGUGUUACAAUAGAAUUCAGUUCUUAUUUACUUUUGUGAUUAUUAUCUUUGAGCUUAUGCCCUCAAAGGGCCAAAUUUCACAUCUUCACCUACAAAAAUCUAUGUUUAAUUCUUGGCAAGUAAUUUACCAUUAUGAGCCAUAAGGUGGGCAACAUAACCUGAGGAAUAGGUAAGAACUAACUUUACACAUUUUAUUUCCAAGUAUUUUAACAGUAGUUGGAGAAUCUCUGGCUGCAUGCAACUCUGUCUCAUCAAACCAUUUGAGUGCUAAGAGGGAGGGUUUUGGCACUCUUUGAGAUGGAACUUCUGUUCUUACUAUUCCAGUUUCAACACAGACAAGAAAAGAGGGAAUAAAAACCUGGAGGAAUUGGAAUAUUUUUGUUCUAGGUAAAGGAGAGCCAUAAGAGAAGAAUACUUAGAAACUAGUCAGACUUGGCUUACUUAGGCCCUCUAGAAGGGAUUGUGCUGGACAAGAGUUUUCACUUACCAAAACAAAACAAAGCAAUUUCACUGAGUUUGUAAAGUCUGGAACAGGUUCUCGGAUUCUCCUUGAUGUGUACGUUGCUUUUGUAGAGAAAAAAGGAGUUACACUCAGCUAUAGGUUACCCAGCCCUGAUUAUGGAGUGGAAAAGGGACUGGGAAUCUCCAAGCAUCAAAACUAAUUUUAUCCAUAACAAAGUUGUACAUUUGGCUGCCAGGAACUUCCCCCUUGGAACCCGAAGAGGAAUACUGGCUCAAAAAGAAAUAAUUGAAAGUAGUUCUGGCUUUUGAGAGGUUUUAGAUUUUUUUUUUUCUAUACUCGUUUCUGGGUUUAGUUUGGUUACUGUUCAAAUAAAACCCUAUUCUAAGUUUGGACUCAAUUUAAUUGCUUAAAAAUAUUGAACUAGAUGAAAAUUUAACUUGAAAUUGUUUUAGAGAGUGGGAAACCCAGGAACUAGAAAAAGGAGCAAAAGGUAUAACCUAAAAGCUUGUUCAGAUGAGAGAAGUUAAGUCCAUUUAUUCACAUUAAAGAUGUAGGAAUUUUAGGCUGUACACUGAAAGUGAAGAUACUUGGUAAGUAUGGGAAAUAUUUUUGUACAUAAAUCCUGACAUCUUGAUCUACUUCACAGCUGUCACCGUCCAUCAGUGUGCUAGAGAUUCCCUUUGUCUCUCUUAUCUCAGAUCUGUCCAGUUAAAUUCCAUUAUUUCCCUUUUCCUUGGUUUUCUCCCACUUACUGGUAAAGGACAUCUUCCAGUUUUUGAAAAGGAAAAUUGAGGGGUAACUAUUUUAAGACCUUGCAUGUUUGAACAUUUUAUUUUACCCUUACACUUGAUAGCUAUUUUUUCAGGAUAUAGAAUUCUUGAGUAACCUCCAUAAUACAAUUUUGAAGGCUUCUGCUAGCUUCUGAUGCUGCUGCUGUGAAAUCUGAAAAUGGUCUGAUUUAUGGCAUCCAUGGUGACUACUGAAGUCAGAUGUCAUUCUCUUCUUUAUCUUUUAGUUUUUAUAUCUCUUGAAGCUGACCGAAUUGUCUUUGUCCCAGUGUUCUGUUUCUGGUAAGGUCCAUCUUCCUCCUUCAUCCCGGGUGCUUGGUGGGAUCUUUCAAUCUGAAAUCUUUGUCCUUCAAUUCAGGGAAAUUAUCUUGAACCAUUUCUUUAACUGUUCCUCAUGUGUUCAUUCUUUCUUUCUUUAUAGAAUUCUUCUUAUUCAGCUGUUAGACUUCCAGGAUUGGCUCUCUAAUCAUCUCUCUCUCUCUCUCUCUCUCUCUCUCUUUUUUAAAAGAGUUAUGAUUUUUUUUUCUAGUUAUUUAAGUAAUCUCUACACCCAGUAUGGGGCUCAAACUUACAACCCUGAGAUCAGAAGUUGCAUGCUCUCCCAAUUAAGCCAGCCAUGUGCUCCAAAUUUUCUCUUUAUUUUCAGCUUUCGUUUUGCUGUGCUUUCUGGGAGAUUUUCUCAAUUUAAAUCUUCCAGUAUGGGGGCACCUGGGUGGCUCAGUCGGUUAAGCAUCUGCCUUUGGCUCAGGUCAUGAUCCCAG